GUGACUAUAAUGUCUUCUUCCGCUCACUGCCUCAGAAGAAGAAUAGUAGUUUAAAGAUGGCGCUACCUGGUGUUGCGCUCAUGCGGUUGAGAGCGCUUUGCAGCAUUGGAAAAUGUGUUCAUACAGAAGGCAAACCCGUGUCCAGUUGGAGCAGAGAAAUGCGGUGGUAUAGGACAAAGCCUUGGAGCGUUCAGGAACACGGGACAUCACAUUUCCAGUCUCAGCGUGGUAACGUUAGUUCAAGCCUCCUGAAGCAGUUUCCAGAGCCCAAAACCCUUCUGAAUAACACAAUCAACCGGGCACUGGGAAUCAGCGAUUUGUCCCAGUACAUCCAGUACAGCUGCACUGAACAUGCGGGUUUCAAGAAAGCAACUGUCACACUACUGUGGCCUUGCAAGAUUGAGGAGGAGGGCUGUGCCUCCAAGAGGGUCGAUGCAGAGCAACUUGCUGCAGCUGCUGCCUGUCUCAAACUCAGAGAAAUGGGUGUGAUUGGUCCAAACAAUCAGCUUCCCAGGAGGGGAGCUGGCCGUGGUAGAGAAGGGCUAGAUUCACCCUGUUAUGAUUACGACCAACGUGCAGAAAGCGUCCUUGUUUCUAGAGCUAAAGCAGAUGUUGAAAAACAACCCCUGCCUCCUUUAGAAGAUGCCUCCAAAGGCUCUGACGCGCUUUCCCUGUUUCCUCAAUCAAAAUCUCUCCUGACCAGGGUCAUCCAGGUGGCUACAUCAUCCAGCAGGAUCAGGGAGCUAAUCCAGUUUAGAACAACUGGAGGUAAACUGAAGAAGUGUGAACUGACCUUGCACUGGCCUGAGGAGAUGACGUUCACAGCCAGAGCGAGCAACAGAAUGACAGCAGAGAGGACAGCUGCAGCUCUUGCCUGCAUGAAACUGAAGGAGCUGGGGCUGCUGGAUAAAGACAACAACCCGCUGACUCACGCCAAGUACCACCAUGAGAAGGUGAGGGAAGCUGGAGAGCGGGAGAGACGCCCCCUUCCGCUGGAAGUCCCAAAAUACCUGCAGGAAGACAUGAGAGAGUAUCUCACACAGUACCCAGUGGCAACAGAAGUACAGAAAGUGUGGGAGGAGGAAGAGUUGAAAGGACAGCAGCUGGUCAACCAGGAGGAUGAGGAAGAAGAGGAAGACUGGGUAACAGAUGCCAUUACAGGCAGGCCAUACAGACCUAUGUCUACACAAGAGGCUCAGGAGCUCAACAUCCACCUGCAAGAGGAAUGGGAAAGGGCAAACCCUGGGCUGAGUGUGGAGCUCCCGGUUGAUGCCCAUCGUCAGCGCGUGGUCUCUGCAGUGCAGUCCUCCAGAGUUGUUGUGAUCGCUGGUGAAACAGGAUGUGGCAAAACGACACGGAUCCCCCGCUUCCUGCUGGAGGAAUAUGUGAGAGGUGGGGAGGGAGCAGAGUGCAACAUCCUAGUGACCCAGCCUCGCCGGAUCAGUGCUGUGUCCGUGGCCCACCGUGUUGCUCAUGAGAUGGGGUCAGCUUUAAAACGCUCUGUGGGAUAUCAGGUGAGACUUGAGAGCCGACCCCCGGAGCAGAGCGGCGGAGCCUUGCUCUUCCUCACAGUGGGUGUCCUGCUGCAGAAGCUAGCGGCAAACCCCGCCGUAGUGUUGGACGAGAUCCAUGAGAGAGACAUAAACACAGACCUGCUGCUGGCCUUGCUGCGCUCGAGUUUAAACGAGAACCCCGACCUACGAGUGGUGCUUAUGAGUGCCACUGGAGACAACCAGAGGCUGGCUCAGUACUUUGGAGGCUGCCCAAUUGUAAAGGUGCCAGGGUUCAUGUACCCAGUGAGAGACAAAUACCUGGAGGAUAUGCUGAAAGAGAUGGGACGCCCACUACCAGCCCAAGAGACAUACAACCAGUUUAAGGGAGGAAAAGCUGAGGUUGAGCCAGAUCUUGAUUUAGUCGCUGACGUAAUCGAGCACAUUGACAAACAUGGAGAACCAGGGGCAGUGUUGUGUUUCCUGCCUGGAUGGCAGGACAUCAAGUCAGUUGAGAAGAAACUUGAGGAGAAGCCCCACUUCUCCUCAGGCUCACAGAUGAUCCUACCAUUGCACUCUAGCUUAUCGGUAGCAGAUCAGCAAACGGUGUUCCAGCGCCCCCAAGUGGGCCAGAGGAAGAUUGUGCUCACCACCAACAUUGCUGAGACCUCGGUCACUAUAGAUGACAUUGUUCAUGUGGUGGACACAGGAAUGCACAAAGAACAGGAUUAUGAUGCACAGACCAAGGUCUCCUGUCUGGACACAGUUUGGAUAUCCCACUCUAAUGUCAUUCAAAGAAAAGGGAGAGCAGGGCGAUGUCAACCAGGACAGUCGUAUCAUUUGUUUCCACAAAAACAGCUGGAAACUAUGACUCCCUUCCCCGUCCCAGAGAUCCUGCGCACCCCACUGGAGAGUUUGGUGUUGCAGGCCAAAAUCCACAGUCCUAACAACAAGGCUGUAGAUUUCUUAUCCCAAGUGCUGGACAGUCCAGAGCAAGAGGCUGUGAGAGAUGCUGUCCGAAAUCUACAAAAUAUAGGAGUUCUGGACAAGACAGAAACCCUGACACCUUUAGGAGAGCGCAUUGCCUGUAUGUCAUGUGACCCUCGACUGGGAAAAGCAUUGGUCCUGAGUGCCAUGUUCAGAUGUACUCUGCCCAUUUUGUCUAUAGCUGCUUGUCUGACCAGAGACCCCUUCCAUAACAGCCUGCAGAACAGAGCACUAGUUAACAAGGCAAAAGAGGAUCUGAGUGGCUCCAGCUGCAGUGACUAUUUGAUAUUCAGUAGAGCUGUGUUGGGAUGGAGGAGAGUUCAGUGGAAUGGAGACAGAGAGAGCAGGGAUGACUAUCUGGAGCAACACACUCUGUCUAGGGCCGGCCUUAGAUUCAUCAAUGGUCUCAUCUCCCAGUUCAGUGAGAACCUGCAUGAAACUGAGCUGGUUUCUCGUGCCAGCGAGUGCCAGCGUCACAAUUCUCUUUACAAUGAACACAGCAACGAGGAUGAGCUAGUUAAAGCAGUGAUGCUGGCUGGACUCUAUCCCAACCUCAUUCAGGCAAAGAAAGGUGUCGUGACCAAAGGAGGGCGCUUUCAUCCCAACAAUAUCACUUUCCGAACACUCAGUGGACCAGUGCUGCUUCAAAAAAAAACUUCAGUGAACAGAGGAAAAAAAGAGCUCCCUAGUCGGUGGCUGACCUUCUUCAGUGCAGUCAAGUCUAAUGGGAAUGUUUUCAUCAGAGAUUCUUCUGCGGUCCAUCCCCUCGCCCUGCUGCUGCUCACAGACUGUGAUAUCACAGAGAUGGUGAAUGGCGACAGAGUGGAAGUGUCAUUUCUUGGACGCUCUCUGAUGCGCUGUGAGUUGUCAGUUGAGACAUGGUGGCUGUUGUGGGAACUGCGCACUUCCAUUCAGACCAUGCUGUACCGAAACCUCAACAAUCCCAACAACGCAGCCACCUAUGCUUCUCAAGAUGGAAAGCUCAUCUCUUUACUUGUGGAGCUGCUCAACAAUACUGACUCAAACCCUUUUGCCCAGAAUCACAACAGUGACAGUGAUGUGGAAUGAUGACGGUUAGCAUUUGCUAUAUAGGUAUUUUUUUUGUUUUGUCAGAAAUAUUAAGUUCUUAAUUCAGGACUUAUUGUGCUGCACUAAACAGAACUAUUUAAAAUAAAGUGUUGAAAAUUUACCAGGACCAACACUUCUGAAGGGACAUGAGUAACCUCAUGCUGUUUCCAGUCUGUCUCUGUCAUAGGUUCAGUGCUCUACCAGAGGAUGUUAAACUACUUCUACUACUGCUACUACUACUACUAAUAAUAAUAAUAACAGUUUUCUGACAGGCUCUAUGGGGGGGGUAGGUACAAGUUUAAUCCACCACAAAGCCCAUAAAAAUGCCACAGGUUAAGCAGAGAAAGAUAAAUUAUUUGUUUGAUGAAUUCCCAUCCACAUUAGCCACAUGCAUCUGAAAUGCAGUUUUU
Molecule: messenger RNA, 3955 nt
Organism: Monopterus albus (swamp eel)
Lineage: Eukaryota; Metazoa; Chordata; Actinopteri; Synbranchiformes; Synbranchidae
Gene: dhx30
Product: DEAH (Asp-Glu-Ala-His) box helicase 30
Cellular component (GO): cytoplasm; nucleus; intracellular anatomical structure
Molecular function (GO): G-quadruplex RNA binding; RNA helicase activity; ATP binding
Source: RefSeq, a predicted model, not a curated record